Metopolophium dirhodum (rose-grain aphid) is the source of this 2332-nucleotide messenger RNA. RefSeq lists its product as uncharacterized. Gene Ontology annotation, molecular function: protein dimerization activity. NCBI's taxonomy places the organism in Eukaryota, Metazoa, Arthropoda, Insecta, Hemiptera, Aphididae. The transcript has 3 exons. Bases 50 to 2191 code for a protein of 713 amino acids. The record is from RefSeq and is a predicted model, not a curated record.
ACAUAUUAUAUUAUAUUAUGAUAACUGAUAAGAUAUAAUAUCUUAAAUCAUGAUUUACCUUGUAUUUUUUAUUGUUCUUGAUAAGAAUACAAUAUUUUAUAUCUUUGUUGGUGUUGCGUCUUUAUAUUUUCUAUUUACAAUGUCGGACAUAGAAGAUACGCCAGAGGUGUUUGAAGAAGAAGGACCGUCGACACCAAAAAAGAAAAGAUCUCUAAGGAAUGAACUUUCCAAACAUGAAAAAGAAAAACACAGAAAGCAAAAAUAUAGAGAAGAAUGGGAGAGCAAUAAGGAAUUUAAAGGUUGGCUUAAACCUGAAAGGGAUAAUCCCUUUAAGGCUAAAUGUAUCAUGUGCAACGUGAGUUUUGUUUCUGAACUGAGUUGCAUUAAAAAACAUUGUAACAGUUCGAAUCAUAUAAAGUCACUAAAAAGUUCGUCUCACUUUAAAAAUAUUAUGUUACAUUUUCAAGUUAUGGCGAAAUCUAAUCCUUUAAAUAAUUCUGUCAAAACCGCAGAAAUUAAAUUGUCUGCUCUUUUAGCUGAACAUAAUGUAGCAUUUUCAUUAAUCAACCAUUUAGAGCCCUUAUUAAAAGAAAUUUUCCCAGACUCUAAAAUUUGUAAAGAAAUGAAAUUGAAACGAACUAAAGCUACAAACAUUAUUACAAAUGUAAUUGCGCCUGUGGAAAAAGAAAUGUUAAGUCUAAAACUGAAUAAAAAGUCCAAGAUUAUUGUUACAAGGUUUUGGGACUUAGUACAGGUCUUUGAUGUAAAAGAACCAGAGACAGUUGAUAAAGGAGCAACUUCAGAAAAUCUGUUUAGUAAAUGUAUUCAGUCAUUUGAAAAUCAUAAUGUUGAUGUAAAAAACAUUGUUGGAUUUGGUUCUGAUGGCUGUUCGACAAUGAUGGGGUCUAAAAAUUCUGUUUCAAGCCGGCUGAAAAUCACAUUCCCGGGAAUCUUCGUAAUGAAAUGUAUUUGUCAUUCUCUUCAUUUAUGCUGCAGUGAAGCAUGCAAGUCCUUGCCCCGAAGAAUUGAAGAUUUUGCUCGGAAUGUAUUUAAUUUUUUCAGCCACAGUAGUAAGCGACAGAGCCAAUAUAUAGAAUUUCAAAACUUUUUCAAUAUUUCUGUACAUAAAUUGCUGCACCCAUCUCAGACGAGGUGGUUGUCGCUAUUUGCUGUUGUCCAGCGUAUUUUGGAACAGUGGAUGGCUUUACAUUCAUAUUUUAAUGAAAAGUGGUUUUCAGAAAAACUUGUUGCUGCAGAAAAUAUUUAUACCCAGCUGAAUGACCCUUUUACAAAAAUGUAUUUUUUUUUCUUGGAAUGGGUGUUGCCAAAAUUUAGUGCAUUAAACCAGUAUUUCCAAACUGAGCAAGUGGUAUUGAAUAAUUUAAAUGAAAAAAUGGAAUUAGUUUACAAGGAAUUAUUACUAUGUUACAUGAAAAGGGACUAUGUUCUCCAAACUCCAUUAGCUACAUUGAAUCCUGCCGAUCAAAGUAAAUUUAUGAGUCCUUCAGAAGUUUAUUUAGGAGUUAAAGUCCUUACUCAUACAAAAACCCCAGCUAUAGUACAAAGGCCAGAUUUGCUAAAAGAAUUUAUUUCUAGAUGUGUUGAUUUUCUGAAAGUUAGCUGUGUACAAAUAAAAAAACGUUAUGAUUUUUCUAACCCAAUUUUACGAUUAUUAAAUUUGUUAACACCAAAGGUAGCUCUUUCUUCAAAAACUAGGAUUGAAUAUCCAUCUGUGUUAUGCCUUACACAACUACUGCCUAGAAUGGUGAAUCAAGAUCAAAUUCAACUUAUUGAUGAUGAAUGGCGAACAUUACCAUUAGUGGCUUUACCAGAAAAUAUUAAAUUAGAAAAUCAGCCUGAUAAAUUUUGGUCAUUAAUACUUGAUUUGGAAUCAGGUCAAUUCAAAGAACUUGCUACAUUUGCUUUGAAUGCAUUUUGUCUGCCUCACUCUAAUGCUAGCUGUGAACGAGUUUUUAGUAAAAUUAAUUGUAUUAAAACAAAAUCUAGAAAUAGAUUGAUUGUUAAAACGGUAGCUUCUACAGUUAUAGCUAGUGAAUGCAUUAAAAAAGAAAAUGGGAACUGCAUUACAUUUCAACCAACUAAAACAAUGGUAGACAGUAUGACAUCAUCUACAUUGUACCCAACAACAAAUAAGACUGAUACCUUUGAAGACUUUUUUCUAGAAGACUGAAUUAUUAUUUAAAAUCUUUAUUAUAAAAAAUGUUUUUUCACCAAAAAAGAAAAGACUGUUAAUUUAAAAUUGUUUUGUUUUAUACAUUUAUAAUCAUGUUAUAAAAACAUAGUUAUUAUAAAAUAUGUUUUUUUUUAUCAA